This is a messenger RNA of Schistosoma guineensis, 2133 nucleotides long. NCBI's taxonomy places the organism in Eukaryota, Metazoa, Platyhelminthes, Trematoda, Strigeidida, Schistosomatidae. The record is from the annotation of a GenBank genome assembly.
AUGUGGAAAAACAGUCAAAAAGAUGUCCUAGAAAGUCAUUUGAACGGAUCUAGUGGACAAAACUUCGUAAAUAACAGCAGCAGUUUAAGCUCAUACGCAACGUCCAAUGAUUCUGAAUCGAGUCCAAUCCUUGAACCAAGGGACUCAAAGUUUGGUACUAAACUAUGGUUAUCGAAAACGGGCCUUAACUGUCCAAUUUGUCAGCAUGAUUUCUGCUUUAGCAUGCUUUUGUGUACUACUGGACAAGAACAAAAUGGCUUAACAGAAAACUCUAUGAAAGUAAUUCGUGAUUUGCAUUCUAGACUUCAUGGUGUUUCACUUGAAUGUACCGUUCUGAGGUCAGAACUUGAAGUUCUUUACAAAGCAUUUAAUUCAAAAUGUCAGGCAGUCAAGAUUUUAACGAAUAAUAAAUUUCAGUCAUCUGAUGAAAAUGGUCAAACGCGAAGUACUGUUUACGCUUCAACUGUUGAAUUGGAAAAGGAAAUAAACAAACUGAAAAUAGACCUUGAAUUAAGUAAAGGUGCUCUGUUAUCACAACAGCAGUCGUCUAAAGCAAAAGUUCAACAAUUAAAUAAUGAAAAUGGAAAUUUAAGAAGACAAUUGGAAAAUUUACAACUUAAAACUGGACAAUUAUUAGAAGAAAAUAUGCAUCUUCUACAGAAGAAUACAAUGUUAGUCUGUUCACCUACAUAUGAAGAACGAGUAGAAAAAUCACCUGAAAUAACCGAUUCAGAUAAAAGUACCAAGUUUUAUCUGAAUAAAAAUUCACUGGAGAAGUUAGCUGAUCAAGACGUUCCACUUACAUCAGAAGGCAUUCUUUAUGUACUAGAAAAUCAAAUUAAAUCACAAUUUCAUGAUAAAAGAACGUCAUUGCCUGAAAUAAAAACAAAUUUAAAAGAUGCUUCUAUUUCUCAGAAUGGAUUUCAAUUAUUUUUCAGUCGUUUACGUUCAUCUAAAUUAGAUAAGAUUUUAAACGUUCAACAGCAACAAGAACGGUCUCAUAAAUCUUUUUAUAUUGAAAAAGAUAGUCAGUGCGAUUUUAAUUCAUUCAUUCAUCAAAGUCCCGGUAUUCGUGAAAUCUCUGUCCCUUUAAAAUGUUUGUGUGUAAAUGAUUCAGAUGAAGUUUGUGAAUGCGCUCGAACUACUGUUAAUGUUCAACGACAACUUUUACAGUAUAAGUGCCAGCUUUCUGAAAUGACAAAAAAAAUCAAACAACUUGAACUAUCUGAAGACGCCCAUCGACACGCAUUAAAAGAACAAUACGAAAGAAACAAACACAUGUCUGUUCAACUGACCGAAAUUCUCCCAUACACAUCUGAAGAAUUAUUGAACUCUCCAAAUUAUGUAUUAUCUUCUCAGUGUUCACCAACAGUAAGGAAUUCACUCAGAAAAUUAGAUUCUAGAAAAAACAAAUCAACAAUUUCACAAACAUUAUCCUCUACAGAAUCGUUUCAUAAUUUAUUAUUAUGGUUUCAUAAAAUUUUAAAAGCAAUUUCAAUUUCAUUGAAAAGUUUAUCCUCGUCUGAUGAUCAAUUAAUAUUUGAUCAAGAUAAAAAUAGUUAUAAUGUCAUGGAAUCUAUACACCCUAAAUCGAAAUCUCCAACAUAUAUUAAAAUGUCUACUGGUAAUUCUAUGUCUGAAUGUUUAACACUAUACAAUGAAUCAAAUCGAUGUCAAUAUGAUAAAAAUGCUUCAAUAGAUGGAAUUAAUAAAUUACGUGAUGUUUCAAAUAAAGAACAAAUUAGUUUGGCUACAAAACGAAAAAUAAGUUUGAAAAGCGUUAAGUCUACAUGCAAUUCUAUGCUAUCACAAUUAGACGAUCUAACUAUAAGUGAUAAACUUAUUACUUCAGAUAAUCAUAUAAAGGGAAUAAAUGAUGAACCGAUUGUACAAAAUCAAACAGUUUAUCCACGUAAAAUUUCCAGAUCAUCUUCUAUUCAUGCAAAACAACUUAAGUCUCGAUGUCGAUCAAUGGAAUAUGUUUCAUCGCCGAAAUUUUCUGAGGAUGAAAAUAUAAAUACCAUGUUACUGUAUCAGCUUUUACUUCAGAUGAAAAAUGUUGCAGAACUUAUUGAGAAACAAAACCUAAUAUGUGAUAAACGUGUUCGCCGUUCAUCUUCGGUCGUUACAUGA